Molecule: messenger RNA, 2078 nt
Organism: Zingiber officinale
Lineage: Eukaryota; Viridiplantae; Streptophyta; Magnoliopsida; Zingiberales; Zingiberaceae
Product: protein disulfide isomerase-like 1-4
Exons: 12
Coding region: 96-1874 (592 amino acids)
Biological process (GO): protein folding; response to endoplasmic reticulum stress
Cellular component (GO): endoplasmic reticulum
Molecular function (GO): protein disulfide isomerase activity
Source: RefSeq, a predicted model, not a curated record
GGACGGUGCCGUAAUACUCUUCCCGAACCCAACCACACUGACUGUAUUCCUCCCUCUCCUCUCCUCUCCUCUCGUUCUCUGACCCGAGAAGAAACAUGGCGACUCGAGAACUGCUUCUCGUCCUCGCGAUCUCGUCUCUCCUACUCUUCCAAGCUGUCCUCGCCUCUCCCUCCGCUUACGUUGGCCAGGGAGACUCCGAUCUGGACCACGAUGAGGAGGACCUCAGCUUCCUCGAGGAGGACGACGACGGAUCCGACGGUGCUCAUCGGGAUGAUGCCUUCGAACAGCACUCCGACGAGUCGUAUUCGGAGACCGAAGAGGAGGGUGAGUUAGAUGGACACUACCCGGACGAAGGUUUUGACGGAACCGACCACGAAACGCACGAAGCCACGCCCGCGAUCGAUGAGACCGACAUCGUGGUGCUCUCCGACGGCAACUUCAGCGAAUUCGUGUCCAAGCACCGGCAUGUGAUGGUGGAGUUCUACGCACCGUGGUGCGGUCAUUGCAAGGCCCUCGCGCCGGAGUACGCCGCCGCGGCCACGGCUCUCCGAGACGAGGACGUGGUUCUCGCCAAGGUGGAUGCCACGGAGGAGAACGAGCUUGCGCAGCGCUUUGAGGUGCAGGGUUUCCCCACCGUAAUUUUCCUCAUCGAUGGUGUCCACAAGGAAUAUACUGGGCAGAGGAAUAAGGACGCAAUUAUCACCUGGAUCAAGAAGAAGAUCGGACCAGGUGUCCUAAAUAUAACUACUGUUGAGGAGGCAGAAAAGAUCCUGACUUCUGAAAACAAACUUGUCUUGGGCUUUAUUGACACGUUGGUGGGUGCUGAAAGUGAGGAGCUUUCUGCUGCUUCAAAACUCGAAGAUGGUGUCAACUUUUACCAAACUUCCAAUCCUGCUGUUGCAAAGCUUUUUCACAUUGAUCCCAACUCUAAACGUCCUUCUUUGGUGCUAUUGAAGAAGGAGGAAGAAAAGAUAUCCUACUAUGAUGGUAAAUUCAGAAAGUCAGAAAUUGUUGAUUUUGUAUUCUCCAACAAGCUUCCUUUGGUGACUACAUUUACAAGGGACUCUGCUCCAGAAAUUUUUGAAAAUCCUAUCAAAAAGCAGAUUUUGCUGUUUUCUACCUCAAAUGAUACUAAGAAAGUGGUGCCAGCAUUUCAGGAGGUUGCAAAAUUCUUCAAGGGAAAGCUCAUCUUUGUAUAUGUGGAGAUGGAUGAUGAGGACGUUGGCAAACCAGUGUCAGAAUACUUUGGAGUAACUGAAUCUCCACAGGUUUUGGGAUACUCGGGAAAUGAAGAUGCUAAGAAGUUCAUCCUUGAUGGUGAAAUCAAUCUUGAUAUUUUGAAGAAAUUUGCUGAGGAUUUUGUGGAAGACAAACUCAAGCCCUUCUAUAGGUCCGACCCAAUCCCCCAGACUAAUGACGGAGAUGUGAAAAUUGUUGUUGGUAAGAACUUUGAUGAGAUUGUAUUGGAUGAGUCCAAGGAUGUACUUCUUGAGAUCUAUGCACCAUGGUGUGGACAUUGCCAAGCACUAGAACCAACAUAUAACAAGCUUGCCAAACAUCUUCGAGAGAUCGAGUCCCUAGUGAUAGCAAAGAUGGAUGGUACCACAAAUGAGCACCCUCGGGCCAAGAGUGAUGGUUUCCCAACACUUCUCUUCUUCCCAGCUGGAAACAAGAGCUUUGAACCUAUCACAGUUGACACAGAUAGAACAGUCACGGCAUUCUACAAGUUCAUCAAGAAGCAUGCAACAAUCCCGUUCAAGCUCCAGAGGCCAGCAUCAGCUGAAAAAGAAAACUCAUCAUCAACCAUCGAAAACGAAUCCUCCGUGUCAGCUAGCGAAGGAAGUGCCAGUGCUGACGUGAAAGAUGAAUUAUAAAUCUCUCAAGGUGUAACAUUGAUGCUGCAGCAGUCCCACCUUAGUAACAUACCUGCAGUUUCCUGGUCUUGAGUUAAACAUGUACUUGUAAAAGUAAUCUUUUUUAUCAGAGGAAUAAACAAGUCUGGAUGCGCUCCAGUGAAAUAGGAUGAUUCAUCAGAACUAAUUUUCUCUUUCUGCCCAACUAAUUUUGGCUUUAAUUUA